ACUACAUUGCGAGGCAUGAAGCUCCGAAGCCUUCUGGAGGACUUAUCUAUACACAUCCCCUCCAUCCAGGACUCCGCUUUGUUUCUGGAGCUUUCGCAUCCUACGCCGCGGAAGUUUCCACACAGACUCCGAGCCUUUGUCUAACAUCAUCCCGUGCCGUCAAGCUCCGGGGCGUGUCGACGUUUAGUUUUAGGGUUCAGAGCUCCGCCUCAUCCGCGUUGAGUCUCCUCGUGUUUCUGUUUCCUACCCUGCGUCUGAGCUUUGGGGUGGAAUCAUGCGGGGGUAAGGAAAGGAUGACGGCUAUGGAGGUCGGAGCGCGAGGAUGCGCGGCCGGGCGGGAAAAUGGCGCAGUGGCGUGGGAUCUCUGGUCGUGGUUUAAGGCGUGGCGGAGCUCUUGCGGCUGUUCCCGUCGCCGAGGUGCUAGAACCGGAGGGACGCUGCCGCAUUCGAGGUCGUGAGCCCCUGGCAGAAUUACCAGACUUCUCUCUAGAGUUGACGCUGUAGAGACGAGUUGCAACAGCGACAAGUCCGAAGACGGGGUUGAAGCAUGUCGUGGCGAGACGAGAAGGCGGAGUAUCUGCAGAAGAGCAGGGACUUCUCCUUCUUGCAGGAAGAUGGUCGGGAUCCCAGAGAAGUUCAGAGAAGCAAGAAGGGCAGUGACGAUCGGGUGCCCGACAACCAGGAGGCGCGGGACCGGUUGCUCCGACUGAAGGCUCUGGAGAAGCAGAGAGCUGACAAGCAAAAGAAGCAGUAUGUUCGGAGUCCGUCCCCCGAAUGGGAAGAUCGGUACGAGCGGCGGGAGACGGAGAGGAACGCAGGGCCGAGCGGGAGCAAGCGACCGGCAGGGAAGGACAACUUCGGGUCGUUUUUUGGGAAGGUGGAGAAGGUGGUGGCGAAGCGGGUGGUGGAAGAGAAGCGAGCGCGGGAGAUAGCUGCUCGCGAAGCCCGAAUAGCCGAGGCGGAGAAGGCUGCGAAAGCUCGGGCAGAGAGCAGGAUGAGGGCGGCGAACAGCGGGUCGGGAAGCAAGCCCGCAGCAAAACCGAAGCCUGUGAAUCCGGCGGCAGCGAAGGCGCAGAAGCUGAAAGACAACCGGGACUACUCGUUUCUGUUUUCGGACGAGCCCCCGAGCAAACGCGGGGGAGGCGAGGGUAGGGAUUCUGGAGCAGAGCCCAGCAAGGCGUCGAGAGACGGCAGGGGCUCCGCAGAGGGUUCGGCGAAGCAGAAGUCGAUGAGUUCGAUGGGUUCACAGGGUCAAAAGGCGAAGGUGGCAGGCAAUGGUAGCGUGCGGCCUUCGUCGGGACAGGGAUCCGCGAGCGGGCAGGCCCGCCAUGCAGGUGCGAUGGCGAGCAGGGCGGGGUCUGGCGCGGAGAGGGACAGCGGUGGUCGGGAACCUCGGUACGAGAGCGAGAGAAGGUCGGAGAAGGAAGUGCGACGCGCGAGCGAAGGGAGGGCGGAACGGGGGCCACGGUUGGAUGGGGAAAGGAGGGCGGAGAGGGGGGUGGCACCGUCUCGAGCGGGAUUGGCGAGCAAGAGUGGGGUGGACGAGAGAGCAUCGUCUCGAGGAGCGGCGUCGAAGAUGGGGAUGGCGUCGGAUAGGGCAAAGAGAGACGGGCAGGAGAGGGCGAAGUCAGCGGGCUCGAAAGCUAUGAACCACGACAGAAGUGUGGUUCGGGAGUCAGUGUCGGCGAAGCAGUCGUCAGCGAGUCGGGUGGCUCAAAGUGGAGGUCAGAGGAUGAUGUCGCAGUCCGGGAAUGGGAGCGUCCGAGAGAGGAUGGUGGCGAAGUCGACAGCAGAGGUGAGGGUGUCGCAGUCGGUCCGGAGAGACAGCGAGAGGGAUGGAUCUGCGAUGAAGCGAAAGAGUGUCGGGGAGCCGGCGAGGAAGGCGGCGGUGAGUGCGAAGGCGAACGACGGGAGGAGAGUGGAGAGGCCGAGGUACGGGAGCUCGGACUCGGAGAGCGAGAUGAGAAGAGUGGUGGCAGGAGGACCUCGACCUGGAGCAUCAGGUGGGAGCAGAAUGGCUCCGGCGAGCGCGAACGGGUUGAAACGGAAAGCAGUCGACGAGCUGGAUAGGAGGAAGACGAUGGGUGUUCCGACGAGGAGGCCAGCGGCGGACGAGGCGAUGAGAAGGAAGUCGGUGGGAAGCGAGGGUACGCAGAGGAAGGCGAGCGUGGAGGUGAGGAGACCAGCAGCAAGGGAGGAGGUGGCGAGGAGCAGGCCAGCAGCCGGGAAGGAGAAGAAGAGGGUGCAGGAGCUGGACUCUGAGUACGAGUCGGACAGCGAGGACGGAGGAGGCGCUCGAGCAUCAGGGGUGUCGAGCAUCAUACAGAAGCUGUUUCGGUACAAUCCGAACAAGUACAAGGAUUUGGACGACGAAGACGACAAGAACAUGGAGACGAGUUUCCGACACAUACAGGCGGAGGAGAAGCGGAGCGCGCGGCUGGCACGGGAGGAGGACGAGAGGGAGCAGGAGUUGAUAGAGGAGGAGGAGCGGCAGGAGCGGCUGCGAAGGAUGAAGAGACAGAAGGCUCGAUGAAGUGGGGGAGUGGGAUAGGUUGCGUGGAGAGUCGGAACGCAGAGUGGGACCUGGAAGGAGGUGGGAUAAUGAGAGACGCGGUGGCGUGGUGGACAUGAUGCGGGUGGAUUUGGGUUGGUGAUGAGGUAUCGCAUUUGAUGGACACUCGAGGGCGGGAAGCGACAGGUUCGGUUUGCCACUAUCAAAGCAUGUUGCGCGUUGGCGUUGGGGAGGUGGAGGCUCUGAGGAGCCGGAGUGUGCUUGUGUACAGGGACGGAUCGACGAGCACAGUAGGAUGCCGUGGUGGGUGGAGAUGUGGAUGACCGGAGUUAGGGGAGGGUUCGGAGUUCAGAAGCGAAGGGUCGUUCGCCGAUGUAGGUAGACGAGAGGAUAGUGUGUGGUCUGGAGGAAUGGGUGUGGGGAUUCCUGGAGGCGAUUUUGUACUUGUAUGAGGUAAUUUAUGUCCCGAGGGGGACGCGGAGGGUUCGAGAAAGUGGAGUAGCGCGAGGUGGGUAGUAAUUGAGGUAUGCUGUGCAGGGAAUACAUGGGGUGGGGGUGAUGUUUAGCUUUUUUUCGUUCGAAACUGUGGGACCGUUGGAACGCGAAUUUUUUUAGGCAAGUUAUGCGUGGAAAUAGCACAGAUUUUUAGUUAAUCUUAGCAUCAUUUUUCUGCACACAUAGAACAUUGUAUGGAUUUGUUUUUUUUGUUAUGGAUUCGUGCUUUGUUCUUUUUC
Molecule: messenger RNA, 3246 nt
Organism: Physcomitrium patens
Lineage: Eukaryota; Viridiplantae; Streptophyta; Bryopsida; Funariales; Funariaceae
Biological process (GO): transcription by RNA polymerase I; nucleosome assembly
Cellular component (GO): nucleolus
Molecular function (GO): histone binding; DNA binding
Source: RefSeq, a predicted model, not a curated record